Messenger RNA from Trichobilharzia regenti, 1392 nucleotides. Lineage: Eukaryota; Metazoa; Platyhelminthes; Trematoda; Strigeidida; Schistosomatidae. The record is from the annotation of a GenBank genome assembly.
GCAAUUAAUUCAAUUAGUGUUAAUCAAUUAAGUGUUGUUGUUUACUACUAUAAAACUAAUUGACAAGAACUUUAUCAUUGAGAUGUUAAACUGCGUUUAUCCAGACAAAAUCACAUUGAUUAAUCUGACUACUGUGUAAAAUAUUAAAAUUCAUUUGAAAAUAUUGUGACUGCCACUUGAAUGUCUUUUAUAUAUGAGAAUAAUGAAAACGGAGUAUAUAUAAACAUAAAUAUUUUUGAAUAAAUUACAAAUUAUUUAUUUUCAGCAUAACCUAUCUAUCUUAUGCUUGUUUUAUUCACUGUGCUCGCAUCAUCAAUAUAAUCUGUUAUCUGCACUAACCAAUCAUUCGAUUUAACUGUGAACUUAUGCAUCUGAACAGGGUUUGAUGUCUAAUAUAUUGUGCGUGUACAUAUGAACUAUUUAUAUCUAAAGCACUAUUGUAUUAAGGAUUCAAAUGCAAAAGCUGUCUGUGAAAGUCCCACUUCACCAAGUAAGAAAGUUGUGGAUCGUCCACUUGGAGGAAUUGCUUUAUUUGGCCCACGAAAUGAAAUCCUGGGUGAGAUGAAAAAUCGACUGAAACUAAGAAUAACUGGGAAUUCAGAAAGCAAAGAAGAAACGCACCCAGUGACUCCAACAAAUAAUGAAAUUGAACUCCAAGAGUCCUCUUCAUAUGACAAUACCUCAUCCAACCGGUCAACUGAUUCCAGUCCCAGAUCAUCCAUGUACGAUGAUGCUGAACAAUCAGAGUUUAAGUCAGUAUCAGAAAUGUUAAUGAAUCGCGCACGUAAACCACCUACGCGUAAACCAACUUUAAAUCAUCGCACAGACAACCCGCAUCAACUGUUGCCUAAUUCUUCAACUGCAUCAAAUAGUGGCAGCCCCGUUGAUGAUAGUUUAUCUAAUAUCCAAGAUGGGUUAACAGAUUUUUUCAAUUCUAGCAGUUGAUGUCACCUUUUUGCUGUUGUGGUCCUUCAACAUCGCUUCAUUAUUUUUUUAGAAAACUGACAACAUUGUUUUGUCCAGUUCUUGUUACCAUGGGCUGUGAACUGUGACUUAUUUUCUACAAUCCCCUCUUCUUUUUUAAAAUAAAGAGAACAAUAAUCAAGUUCUGUGAUCAUUUAUCUGGGCUUUAUUUACAAAAAACAUUUGCCUUUUAUACUUCUUUGUGUAGAUGAUGGGUGCCUACGAAGGCGUAAGUUGUGAACAGUUUACUACCUAAAAUACUCAGUAUUGUGUCAGUUUGAAAAUUUCAUUCUUGAUUAUUAUCUGCUCCAUCUUCUACUUUUUGUUCUAUAGUAAAAUGGAUUGUAUCUACUGUGAUUGUGAUUCAGUUGAUUUAUGAAGUAUAUUAAUAGUUACCUAUUACGAUGUUUUCCUGAAGUCAGUAGCUUU